This is a messenger RNA of Drosophila virilis, 4968 nucleotides long. RefSeq lists its product as uncharacterized. Gene Ontology annotation, molecular function: protein binding. The record is from RefSeq and is a predicted model, not a curated record. NCBI's taxonomy places the organism in Eukaryota, Metazoa, Arthropoda, Insecta, Diptera, Drosophilidae.
GGCAGCGCAGAAGACAUUGAAUCCGCAAGGGGUCAGCCGUUUGCGCGUCAACAAUUUUCAAGCGUGUACACAAAAAUCGAGACCAAAAAGCGAGACCUGCAACGAGACCAAGACCAGACCAGACCAAGACCAGGCCAGACCAACAGAGCAACGAACCAGCCAGCCAACCACCCACCCACCCACAAGGCGGCCACUUGAUUAACGCCAAUGCCAAUUUGAACGCAGAAAAUCUCUAUAAAAGUUCAGCAGAGAGCAUGCGUUCGGUGAGCGAGCUUUCGCUCUUUGCUGCUCUCUCUGCCUCUUGCGCUCUGAGUCUGUUGCUCUCUCUUCGCACAGGACGCAAAGUAUUCUCUUUUUUUUUUUGUUUUUGUCAUUGACCUGUUGUGGAAGUGAAAGACUCAAAAUACUCGAAAUAAUAACGAGAAUUUAGGCUGAAACAAAAGAAAAUCUUUCACUUUUCUUACGUGCGACAUAUUGAAAUACACAUUUGUAUGCAUUUUCCGCUGUUAUAAAAAAGAACUGCCGCCCGUGCGUAACUGCUUGCCCCCCCUCCAGCGAUUUGCCAGUGUGUACCUGGCGUAAAAUUAAAGCCUAGGCUUUUUCAAAUGCCACAUCCCUGCAGGCCGAUGUAAAUCGAUAUGGGGACACUCCACAGGAACCCAAGCACCAUGAGAUACACUGCAUAUAAAAACGAAAUACUUGACAUAAAUAGUUAAUUUUAACUUGGUAAAGGUUAAAAGGUUAGACAUGGGCAACGUGUGCAGCUCCGGCCAGAAGAAAAAGAAGGAUAAGGACAGCUCAUCCGAGAAAUCAGAUGACUCCCCACCCUACGAGGAAGCCGGCGCAGAUAAAAAGGAGGCGCUGCUAACUCACGAUGCCAACGACAUUAAGGAGAGAAGAGCGCCGCUGGCCGAUGUGGAGGCCCUGCCGGAGGCGACGCAGAUUAAUGACACAUGUGGCAAUCAGCAGCAACAGCAGCAGCGUCCACAUCAGAUGCCCCAGCCGAAGCCGAUUGCAUCAGAGAAGGACUCCAAUAGCACAACACCGCAGGGGGCGCAGGCGCCAAGCGAUGUGGCCAAUGUUAGUCCGGGCAUGAGCAAUCUCAGUAUGCUGCAGGGCAAGCCGCCGCCCGGCCGCAAGAUCGAGCGCGACAAGAAGAUUGUCAUCUAUAUACUGGCCGACAAUAGCACCGAGUACAAGAAGCACAAGCGUGUCAUCUACAGCCUGUACAAACAUUUUAAAAGCAAGUGCCAAAGCAAAGGAUUCGACUUUAUUAUUGCCGAUGUGCACGACAGCGAGUCGACGGCAAAGGAUGCGGCAGCGACGGGGGCGUCGCUGGAGCAGGCGAAUGGCAAUCCAAAAAAGGACUUCUCAAGGCUGCAGGAGGUUAAGCGCUGGACGCAAACGCCGCUGGAGGCACAGGGCGGCCACGAGGAGGCAGCCAAUUGUCUGUGCGAAAUAACCCGCCAUGCGACCGGAGCCUACAUCAUACCCGUGCUCUUUCUGGGCUCCACCCUGGGCACACCCAUGCUGCCGCUCACAAUCGAGAGCCAGGACUUCACCUCGGUACUGAGCGCCGCCAGCGACGCGGAGAAACUGCUGCUGGAGAAGUGGUAUACCAUUGAUAACUCGUAUCAGCCAAUGUGCCAUCGGCUGUAUACGCAGCAAAUCGAUCCCUACUCCACGCAGGUCAAUGCCGAGCUGAACGAGCUGCUCGCCGUGCUGCUGCGUCUCUUUUCGGACGACGUCAAGGAUUCGUAUCUGACAACUGUCGUCGAGCAGGAGAUCAACAACACGGUGCUAAUAAGUCAGGAGCUGGCCAAACGCUGCAUUUGGAUACAAACAGGUGCCCACUACUCACGCGCCCCUGAUAACGCCAUCCAGCUGGAGCUCGAGGUGCUGCGGCGCAUAACACGCAUCUAUGCCGAGCUCAAGAGUCAGCUGUGCGAGAAGAAUCUCAUACGAAUGUUGCCCACCAUGAACAUCCUCGACGACGAACUGUCUGCGGUAAUUGAAAAUCUGCUGGACAAAUCGCUGGCGGGCAUCUUUGAGGAGCAUCAGCAAAAGAGCAUACCCUACAACACGCUGGGCGUGGACCGCGUCCUGCUCGAAGAGAUUCAGCUGAUUGGCCACUACUCAAAGCUGCUCGCUCAGAACUCGGCCAACUUCGACAUCAUGAAUGAUGUCAAGCGUUACAUACGCGAUGGAACCGCACAACCGUUGGUCAUCUCAGGUGCUCGAGGGAGCGGCAAAAGUGUGCUCGUGUCCAAGAUUAUGGAGAACGUGCAUCGUUGGAAGCCGGAGGCACAGCUGGUGCUGAGAUAUGCCAAUUUGAGCGCACGCUCCUCGGACAUCAGCUCGCUGUUUGGAUCCAUAGCCAAUCAAAUGUCGGUGCUCGAGACGGGCCAACAAUGUCAGGUGCCACACACACUGGAAGCCUAUGCCGGAGUUAUAAGGGAGAUUUUGGGAAGACAACAGCGGUUUUUUGUGCUGAUUAUCGAUGGAUUGGAUGAGCUGCAGUGCGAUAUGGCACUGGAUUGGCUGCCGAUGCAGCUGGGCAGCUGCGGCAAGCUGAUAUUGACUGUCAGCGAGAAGGAGGACGAGGAUGCUAGCGGUGAUUCGUUUGAUAUGCUCGCCGCGCUGGCGCAGCUGGGCAUUCCGCAGCGCUGUUUUCUUCGUCUGCGCCAGUUUACGGAGCGCCAGUGGCACGAUAUACUCAGCUCCGGCGGCGGCGACUUCUACGCGGCAAACGGGGCGCUCAAACUGCCUGACGAUUGGAAAUCUCUGCACGGCAAGACGCCAUACCAUGCGAAGUCGCUCUGGUGGCUGGCCUGGCUUGGCCAUGUGUCGCAGCCGAUCAGCGAAAUCGGCGACAUAUCCAGUAAGAUACUGCAGGUGCUAGAGAGCAAGUUUGCCGCCGACCAGGUGGAACUGUUGCUUCUGAUCGUGCGUCUCUCGCCUUGGGGCAUACGCGAGAGCGAUUGCUUGGGAGUUUUUCAAAAGAUCACACAGCUGGAGGCGCAGGUCGUCUUCAAAAUAUGGUCCAAGUUCUGUUGGCUGAUGGGGCCAAUGCUUUUAGGUCUUAAGAAUAUAAGAAUAGCGGACAGAAGCUUCGGGCGCGCCGUCCUGGCGAGGUAUGCGCAGAAGCAGUGGCUGGUACAUGAAGCGCUACGGGACUACUUCGAUCGUCAGGACAGCGAGUUCAAGGGCAGCGCUGGCGCGAAAACCUACAACUACCAGAAGUACUUAAAACUGCCUUAUCAUCACUUCUGUGCGGUUAUCGAGGAUAAGCCGGCGGCGCACAAAAUCGAUAUACUCUACAAUUGCUUCUACUUUACGGACUUGCAGUGGAUAGCCAAUAAGGUGCAUGCAACGGGGCCGGCGCAUUUAAUGCAUGACAUUCUGCAUGCCGAGUGGUUGGCUGGCCAGGAGGGAUCCAAGGGCUAUGUGCAUAUCAACUUUCUAAAGCAGUUCCUGGUGCGAUACCUCCACGAGCUCAGCUAUGACGGUCAGCAAUUCUACACGCUUAUGAAAUAUUAUUUGAAGACGCGCUUCAAGGAGUCGUCUGAGCUUAAAGACGAUGAGAAAAUACGCUCCUGGUGGGAGUAUACCAAUGAGCUGGAGUUUGCCUUUCUCGAGAUACUCAACGCCGAUCUCGAUGCCAAUGACAAUGACAAUGAUAAGGGACCAGUCGAAGGCGACGAUUCCAGCCAAGCCGCUUCAGCCUCUGUCCGGGGCUACGAUGUGCUCAUGAAUCUGCCGCAACCGGGCUGCUAUGUGGCGUCCUUGUGUACAGAGCGUGCCGAGAUUUGCAUCUGGGAUGUAAAGAACUGCUGUCGCAUACGCGAACUUCAGGGCAUACCGCAGCCGACGGCCAUGUGUCCAGUUGGUAAUUACGAGGCAGCUGUGCUGUGUCGUCGCGAGAUUCGAGUCAUCAACUUGGACGAGGGCAAGUUUAAGGUCACAUUAAAGGGCGUGAUGAACCAGAAGAUGCCCUACUUUGGCCUGCACGAUCAGAACCACCUGGUUUGUCUCUCACGCAAUCGCAUGUAUGUGAAUCUAAUGAAUCUGGAGUCGGGCGAUUGUGUGACCACCUUUAAGGCGGGCGAGGAUCGCUUCCUGAACUCGCUGCUAGUCUCCGGCGACGGACGGAUUUUGGUUUGCGGCGACGAGACGCAGAAGCCAUUUCCUCUGCUCGUUUGGCAUUUAUCGCAACGUAAAUUGCUCUACGAUCUGCGAAUUCCGCAUCAUGACUUUGUCACCUCGCUGUCAGCCAUCACGCACGAGGGAUCUUAUGUGUGUGUGGUAGCCAAGGAACUCAACGAGCCAACAACGCCAAAUUUCAUUGUGGUCUAUGAUCUGCAGAGCGGUACUUUGUUCAAGAAAUGGAAGCCCAGCUGUAACACAGUUGCUCUGGCCAUAUCCCAAGUGAACGCUUGUGUCAUUGCCGGCCUGGAGGAUGCCAAGAUAUUAAUAUGGGAUCUGGUUACGGGCAACUGCAAGUGUACGCUUAUUGGACACAAUGCGCCUGUCACAUACUUGAAACUGGAUCCAUUGGGCAAAGUGUUGUUGUCGUUCGACAAGGAAGGCCGCGACAGCGCGAUACGCAUGUGGGAGUUGAGCUCAGCCAAAUCCUUGGCUGUCUUUAAGCCCCCGGCACAGAUCAGCACCUGCGAGAUAUUGCCAAAUGGUGCGUUCGUUGUAUUGGCCCUCAGAGAUCGCAAUGAUCUGCUGACGCUGGCGCUGAAGAAUUAUGGUGGCAGCAGCACUGCCAACGCCCUGGAGGAUGACUGUGGCACCUUAUAUGGCAAUCCCGACAACCAGCACAAAGUUUUCAAUUUAAGUAAUUAAUGGGGUCAGAUACCUGGAUCAAUUAACAUUAGAUAUCAUUAUUCAAAUUAAAACAUACAUAUAUGAAACAAAUGAAAAGAAAUUAUAAUUCCGAAUGAUAUAAAUAUCACAAAAAAA